Molecule: messenger RNA, 1240 nt
Organism: Neocloeon triangulifer
Lineage: Eukaryota; Metazoa; Arthropoda; Insecta; Ephemeroptera; Baetidae
Gene: wal
Product: electron transfer flavoprotein subunit alpha, mitochondrial
Exons: 6
Coding region: 121-1125 (334 amino acids)
Cellular component (GO): mitochondrion
Molecular function (GO): electron transfer activity; flavin adenine dinucleotide binding
Source: RefSeq, a predicted model, not a curated record
CACCAAAAUAUCUCCACAGCACAGCUGCUGUCUCUGAGGUUUUCUUUCUUAUCGUAAUUUCGUUCAGUUCAGACGAAAGGUCAAUUUUUCGAGUGCCGCGGAUCGGCGAAUCAAAGGAAUAUGAUGUUGUCCCGAUCUAAGACUGUCCUGCAGUCAAAGCAGUUCUCGGCCUUGCUAAGACGGCUCGAAAGCACUUUGGUCAUCGCCGAGCACAACAAUGAGAAAUUGACUCCAAUCACCCUGAAUGCCCUGACGGCAGCCAAGCAGAUCGGAGGGGACAUCUCUGUCCUCGUCGCUGGAACGAAAUGCGCUGCGGUUGCUGAGGAGGUGUGCAAGGCCGCUGGUGUUGGCAAAGUGUUGGUGGCCGAAGACCAGGCAUUCAACGGAUUCACCCCUGAAACGCUGACCCCAUUGAUUUUGGCCACUCAGAAGCAGUUCAAUUUCACGCACAUUGUUGCUGGGGCCACUGCUUUUGGUAAAGCUCUCUUGCCCAGGGUGGCAUCCAAGUUGGACGUUUCGCCCGUCUCGGAUAUUAUUGCCGUCAAGUCAUCUGACACUUUUGUCAGAACAAUUUACGCUGGAAAUGCUGUGCUCACUUUAAAAUCUAAGGACCCGGUUAAGGUCGUCAGUAUUCGAGGCACUAAUUUUGAGGCCGCUGCUGCUACAGGAGGCAGUGGAAAGUCGGAGGCUUUUGCUGCCACCGACUGCAAGUCUGACAAAAUUGAGUUCGUCAGCCAGCAGUUGAGCAAGAGCGACAGACCUGAUCUUGCCAGUGCCAAGGCUGUUGUCAGUGGAGGACGAGGAAUGAAGUCUGGAGAUAACUUCAAGAUGCUGUAUGACCUUGCCGAUAAAUUGAAUGCUGCCGUUGGUGCGUCGAGAGCAGCUGUUGACGCAGGAUUUGUGCCCAACGACCUGCAGGUCGGGCAGACUGGCAAGAUUGUUGCCCCUGACAUAUACAUCGCUAUAGGAAUUUCUGGAGCCAUUCAGCAUUUGGCUGGAAUGAAGGAUUCCAAGACCAUCGUUGCCAUUAAUAAGGACCCCGAGGCACCAAUUUUCCAGGUUGCGGACUACGGUCUGGUUGCCGACCUCUUUAAGGUCGUACCUGAGCUCACGCAGAAGUUGUAAAAACUGCGCACUUUCAUCAAAAUUUGGUGGAUUUUCACUUCUGUACUGCCACGCGCUAUGUUAAAGAUUUUCAAAUAUAUUUUUCUUUAGCCAAUAAAUGCUUCAAUUUUAUUGA